AUGACACUCAUCUGGGGGGAUGCAGAGGACCGCGGUCUUCUGCUCGUCGUCGGCCGAGAUCACGACAUCCCGGUCCAGCCGCGCCCGGCCGUCUCCGGUCCCAGCCCGCCCAAGCAGCAGAGGUUGUGCGGCGGAAGGGAGCCUCGACGGCAUCUCCGCGAGGGACCUCAGGAGCACACGAUGGGCGCUCCGGUAGGUAACCUCCCAUCCCGUCCGCUCAAGCCAGGGGCGGAGCUCCGGGUAGGCCGGUUUCGCAUUGAGCGCGGCCAUCGCCCUCUCGUCUGCGAUGCUCUGGUUGUGCUGCCGUGCUCGACGGUACAGCUCCCCCAGGUGAUGAAAGGCCUCCUGGUCCUCUACCGGACGCGUCUCGUUGCCGUCCUCGCAGACCACCCAGUACCGCCCCUCCGGAGGGUUGCGUAUCCAGGCUUGCAGGUACACGGGCAGGAACGUGGCAAGCGGUCUGGCCCCCGGCGGCCUUGCAGGCGAAGCCUUCGAGCUUCCGUAGAUACGGAUCCGGUCGGGACCGAUCUGGGCGGAGAGGCACCGCAGCAGGCGUGUGAGACGGCUCCGCAGGUCGUUUGGUACAUCGUGUUUCCGCUUGAGGUGGUUGCUCACCUGCUCGGCCCUUGGGGAAAGGCCGACGAGACAUUCCGGACGGGCGCAGACGAGGACCUGGGCCACGGGGUCAAUAACGAGUUGCAACAAACGCAGAAGCUCUCCUUCGUCCAUAGCGCGCCGCGCGUCAUUCGAGCCACAGGGGUCCGACGGCCGGUUUGUGUGAACCAGUCAGCGCUGGCAGCAGUUGGACAGCCGCGGCAGCAAUCCGGCCAAAGCAUCAUACGGCAAAUCUACGACUUGGCCAGGCUACACCGACAAAGAGGGAACUCGGUCAACUUUCUGUGGAUACCAGCGGAGAUUGACUUCGCGCUGGGGUCAGAUGCCAAGGCAGCAGCCCAGAGAGCGUCGAAGCAAGGACGCACACCCGACUCCCAAAUACCCCAGGCCAAGUCUACCGCGAUGAGGCUGGCAAUGGAAAGACAACGGGCGACAAGAGUUCUACCUGUAAGCGUGGGCAAGUUCUCAAAGGCCAUGGACGCAGCACUACCAGGCAAGCACACGCGCCAUCUCUAUGACAAGCUGAAGCGAAGGGAGGCCUGCGAUUGGGGCGGUCGAGUCAGACCUUUGUGCCUGUGGACAAGCGAGGGAAUCAGUGGAACACUUUCUUUUCCGAUGCGUGAGAUGGACAGCUCUGAGGGAAGACAUGCUGCAAUGCACAGUGGCAAGACGAGGAAGCCUCUCGUUCUAUCUGGGAGGGAAAGCGCCAUCAGAUACAAGGCAUUGGUCACCAGAUAUGAAGGCAGUCCGGGCGACGAUCAAAUACGCAAUGGCAACAGGAAGGCUGGAGCUGAAUGA
Messenger RNA from Chaetomium globosum CBS 148.51, 1413 nucleotides. RefSeq lists its product as uncharacterized. NCBI's taxonomy places the organism in Eukaryota, Fungi, Ascomycota, Sordariomycetes, Sordariales, Chaetomiaceae. Bases 1 to 1413 code for a protein of 470 amino acids. The record is from RefSeq and is a predicted model, not a curated record. The transcript has 4 exons.